AUCAAAGUUCGUGAAAAGUGGAGGAAAAGUGAAAGCGGGAACUUGGAAGAGCUUGCAAGUACGGUAGGCUCUUGCUCUUUCCAAAGUGGUUUGGGCAGAGAGAAAAGGAGAGAAGAAGCUUCUUCAAAUGGUGGAUUGAUCAGAGAUUGGCCUAGGUCAGGCGCUUUUGGAGAUUCUGAGCACGCAAUCUCUGAUCAGACAGGCAACCUGGACGUGUCUCGCUGUCUGAAAGUUAGAAUUUGCUGGGCAUCAGAAGCAGUCUGGUAGAAAUUGCUCUGGGAUGGGGCGACACGUGCACACGUGGGUCGCUGUAAAUCUGCAUAUUGACAAUUCCGCUAGCCCCAUUUCGGAUCCCAGUUGCCUAGAUUCAGCAACAUUUUGAGGGAAGCAGAUUGUUAAAUUAGACGCCAGAUCGCAGGAGAAGUACACUUACAGCUCAAGAGUUUAGGUGGCUUGCAAAAAGGUCCGUUUAGAAAGCUUCCAGUGGGUCACCUUAACUUACUCUACACAGUUCUGUUAAUGCAUGCCAGGCUCAUAAGAGCAGUGGCCUGUAACUUAGAAGAACAGGCACAUGCAAGUGUCGAACACCAGGGCGAAAGGCCGUUCUAGCUCCAAGAAUAUCAGGCCGCAAAGACGUUCUCUGACACACAUUGACAAGGAAAAGGCAACUUGCGGAGACCAUACGGCCAUAGGCGUUGCACAGCCUUGGGCACAAGGUGUCACUAGAAGUAAACAAGGGCAUAGGCCAUGGCGAUGAAGAAAGCGAUGCUGAGUUUGAGCAAUAGUUUUAGAGGGACUCCGGCGCCGGUCACUACCAGGGAACAGCUAGAGGAUGAACACACCACAAAAGUGCUCGAGCUCCGAAAGCUACUCGGACCUCUGGAGGGGCAUACGGCGAUCUUCUGCUCCGAUGACUGCCUGGUGCGCUAUCUGAAGGCGAGGAACUGGAAUGUGAAGAAUGCGGAGAAGAUGCUCAAGAACACAAUCAAGUGGCGGGAGGCGUACAAGCCGGAGGAGAUUCGUUGGGCUGAAGUGGCCCACGAAGGUGAGACGGGAAAGGUGUACCGUUUGGCGCGGCUGGACAAGAAGGGGCGGCCCGUUGUGAUCAUGCGACCUUCGGCCCAGAACACGAAGGACCACGACCAGCAGAUCCGGCACCUCGUGUACGUCCUCGAGAACGCGGUCGACGCCGCGACGAUGGCCGGCAGCGAGAAGAUCGUGUGGCUCAUCGACUUCCACAAGUGGAGCCUCCGCAGCAGUCCGCCCAUGAAGACGUCGCGCCAGACGCUGGACAUUCUGCAGAACCACUUUCCGGAGCGCCUCGGGCUCGCGGUCUGCUACAACCCGCCCAAGAUGUUUGGGAUGUUCUGGAACUUGAUCCAGCCGUUCGUUGACCCCGUGACCCACAAGAAGGUGCGCUUCGUGCAAGGCAAGUCGAAGGAUUGCAAGGCGCUCAUGGAAGAAACGUUUGAGCUGGAGCACCUAGAGGAGGCGUUCGGUGGGCAGAGCAAGGCGACCUUCGAUUUCGCCGCGUAUACGCAAAUGAUGGAGGAGGACGAGCGGCGGAUAGCGCAGUACUGGGACCAGCCGGUCUCGUCGUCGAGUCGCGCAAUCGCGGUGGAGUCGAAACGGCCCGAGGACGUGUUGGUGAACGGCGUUGCCGCGAUGAAGGUCGUGGAAUAGCAAACGGUGGGUUUGGGGCUCAGGGAUUGGUGUAAGCUGGCUGGGUUAGCGUCUGGGUAACCUGGCAGGAUGAAAUUGUUUUUGGGCGAUGAUUUCUCCCAAAGAAAGGGGGUUAAGAGGAAGGUUUUUACGAGGGCUCGGAAGGAGGUCGUCGUGAUUACGAGACUCUGUCGUGUUAGUCCCGUAGGCGAGCGUCCAAUCCGCAUAAGUGGGUUCAGUUUAGGUCGUAGCCAGGUCUUUGCCAGUCCGUUGUGCAUAGCCUAUUGAAGGUUUUUGACGAGUUGGUUUUGGCGCGCAGACCGGAAGCACAAAGGUGACUGACACCGCAUUGGUGGGAUGGGUGUAGGAUGCUGUUCUGAUGGCGCUCAGUCGGCGUUAGCUAGUAUCAUUGAACUAUCUUUGUAGGUGAUCGGCUACGUUUUGAGCUGCAAAUGCUCUUUGAAUACCAGCGUGUCACUAACCGGGUCGAGCUUGCCUGGACGCCGCAACUAUGAAAUGACAGUAUCGUAUGUUUCCUUUUCAUGCAACG
Klebsormidium nitens is the source of this 2212-nucleotide messenger RNA. Lineage: Eukaryota; Viridiplantae; Streptophyta; Klebsormidiophyceae; Klebsormidiales; Klebsormidiaceae. The record is from the annotation of a GenBank genome assembly.